ACGACAACACCUGCCUCGGCGCCUCUCCGCCCUUGCGUUGUGCGUGGAUCUCCAAUCGUGCCGUGACAUCGCCCCCGCCGGAAGUGAGCCCAGGUCAGAGCGUGUUGGGCCCACACCGCCUUGUGCUGUUUGGGGCAUCGUUGUCUUGAUCGCGGCCGGGUUGCACGGCUAAAAUCAUAUCCUGAUCCCCAUACUUGUUGGUGUCGCAUCUCCGGGCUGAUCCCUGCCUUCUAUUUCGGGGCAGGCGGUGGCAAGACCGAGGGCUCGUGCGUCCCCAGCCCGCCAUACACCCCCGUCCCUAAUACACCCCCCGCAGGCAUCGGAAACGCGCGCCAGCUAGGAUUCCCAGGAACCACGAUCGCACCGCCUCUCACGUCUGAAACAAGAUCGACUGCCGCGUCGUACGACCCUUUCCACACGACCCCCAGACAUGAUUCCAGGCGACUACUCAAACCUCUUCUUCUCCGGCCUGCGCGUCAUGGCCCACACCCGCCGCCGAGUGCCCUCCAUCCCGAGCGCACCGAGCGCAUCGAGCUUGAGCUCGAUCCCGUCCUCGCCAGAGACAGAUCCCGCGAGCAGCUCGUUCAGGGUGCGCGCCCUCAAGUCGCUCUUCCAGUCGAUGCGCCGCACGCCGAGCAAGGCGCCCACCAGUACCCACGGCCCCGGCGCGGCGGAGCCCAGCCUGCACGAGAAAAAGGCAGCGCGGCGGCGCACGCUGCCCGCAGCGACUGCCGCGCCCGCGGACGUGUUCAGCGUCUGGAUCGGGGAGAAGAGCCCGCUCGCGCAGGGCUCGACCGCGGCGGUCCUGCACACCCAUAUCGAGGAAGAGGACCCCCGGCCAAAGACGGGCGCCCUGGACCCGUCCUCGCCUUCUCGCUCGUUCGUGAUCACGCUCACGGAGCAGCACCCCCCUAUCCCCGCCCUUGCCAAAGACGACGACUUCCUCUCCUUCUCUGCGUCCUCGACGCACGACUCGCCGCGCCGCCUGCGCGAGCGCCCGGUGUCGCUGCCCGUGCCGAUCUGCCUGCCGUCGCACCCGUACCGCAUGAGCGAGCACAAGUACUCGGACAGCACCGACUCGGCGGACGCGAUCUCCUGCGAGCUCGCCAACACGGACGACUGGCGCCAGUUCCACGUGGAGUGGAUCGGGCGCGAGAUGGUGCCCCUCGCGUGAGCGCGGGCGGGAGCGAGCGAGUGCUAGUGCGAGACGCGGAGACGCACCGGGAGGAGGCGGCAGAGGAGGAGGCGCCCAGGGUCGCGCCGAUUGGGUGUGAGACGGAGCGGGGAUCAGGCUUGCAUCAUGAUACUGGUGAAGAUGGCUGAUCAGCAGAGACGCGGGCUCUGCGAGUGAUCUCUACAUACACACUUAUUUUCUGGGUGGAUCCGCCCGCGGACACGGACUGCUAUGCUGUACGAUCAUCAUAUCAGGCUUCAUUUCACGGCUGCAAUCUUUGAUAGCUCCAUCGCCAUUACUCACUUACGCCCGCGAUCCGUCCUGUUUACUUAUUACAUGUACGUCUAGACUUAUAUAUGACAGACGGUAGCCGUACUUUGUAUUUUUUUUUUCCGUAAUAUGAAAAUCGUGCUGGAUCCGAUUC
Messenger RNA from Heterobasidion irregulare TC 32-1, 1598 nucleotides. RefSeq lists its product as uncharacterized. The coding region runs from base 431 to 1174 and encodes 247 amino acids. The record is from RefSeq and is a predicted model, not a curated record. The transcript is spliced from 3 exons. NCBI's taxonomy places the organism in Eukaryota, Fungi, Basidiomycota, Agaricomycetes, Russulales, Bondarzewiaceae.